This is a messenger RNA of Daphnia carinata, 791 nucleotides long. RefSeq lists its product as uncharacterized. NCBI's taxonomy places the organism in Eukaryota, Metazoa, Arthropoda, Branchiopoda, Diplostraca, Daphniidae. The transcript is spliced from 4 exons. The coding region runs from base 16 to 633 and encodes 205 amino acids. The record is from RefSeq and is a predicted model, not a curated record.
AAAGAUGUCAGAUAGAUGCUGAGGGAAAAAAAAAACCGAGUGUAUAUAAGCCAUCACCUGAAUGAGGGUUCACCUUGUCUCGAGCCGGAUUCAACAGCAGACACACCUGCGCAGCAACUGAACAAGGAUUUUUCCUCUGUACCUGAAGUUUUAAAGAAAACAUUUGUAGAUCGCCACAGAAUGCCCAACAGCUGUAGAUGCUUGGUUUUGCUACUUGCCUUCACUGCGAUCAUAUUAAUGGCCAACGGGCAAAGGCAGCACAACAGCCGAUCGACAUCGUUGCGAUCCAUGUCACAAGUCCGUACUGCCACCACUAGCACCACCAGCAUGCCGUUUACACUGGAGGCGGAGGAUCGGAUUUCAACAGAUUUCGAGCCACGGCCGAGUCUUACAAUUCAACCGGAGGAUCGACUGAAAUUGCGCCAGAGCGUCAUGGAUCUCAACAAGAGGAGGCGAGUGACAGCCAUCAAGCCGACCAUGUCCCCUGACGUUAUAUCCACUCCGAACGUAUACCACUUUUUUUCCAAGAAACGUUUUGAGAGAGUACGAUCCAACUUGACGGUGACGACGUCGCAACCUCCGACAUCUUCGACCGUGGAAUCUGCUCCAACAUCCGACGUAGUCGCUGCUUGAAGAGUCCACAUAUUUAAAAAAAAUAAUAUGCGUACCUCUGUACAGAUGAAUAUGAUAGACAAAUCAAGACAUUUCAGAAUAACAUAAUGGUAUGGUACGGUCAAUAGCCAUUUGUUUCGAAUAUUUUUCCGAUCAAUAAAUUUGCGCUUUUUUCUUAA